AUGAAUGAGAGUGGAGAGAGAAGAUUGCUGAUUGAAGGGCCUGAGGAAUGCGUCGAACAAGCCGAAUCUCUUCUUCGAUCAGCAAUCAAUCAACAGUCUCCAAUAGUUGCUGAGGCAAUAUAUGUUCCAAAAUAUGCUGUGAAAAAAUUAUUAGAGUUUUGUAAAAACAAGUGCUCUCACAUUUUACAUGGAUUUAUUAAAACUAAGCAACUUGUAAAAGCGAUAUACGUACAGUACAGAUGUGUUCUACCAUUGAUAGAUAGUUUUAAAGUUGAGGACUUAAAAAAUGAAUCGGCCGAAAAUAUUUUUAUUCAAGAAGCAAAGAUAGUUUCAUUUGACCUUCCGAUUAAUCUGGACAAGAAAUGUGGAUUUGUUGAGUUAUUAAUGAAAGUUUUAUCUCUGUUAAAAGUCGAAAACAUUCGAAUGAUGUUCAUGGCCCGAGCACGUCUAAAUGAGAGGAGUUGCAAUGGUGAGAAAAUAAGAUCCAUCAGCCACCUCUCAAAGGUGCACAUCACCAUCAACAGGUUUGAAAUGCUGCAACUUGAGAGGAACUUCAUUGAAGUGGAAUUGAGAGGAAGUUUUUUUGCCAUUAUGCUUGCUAAGAAAUUAAUCUUGGACGAUAUUCACACUAAUGAAGAUUGUUCAUCAAAGUCAAAAGCCUCUAUUUCAAGAAAAAAAACAAGAGUAUUAACGGAGUCAGUUGCUAAGCUUCCACAAAGCCAGCAGCAACAACAGCAACUCAUGUGUUUUGUGUCCGCCGUUGAACAUCCUGGCCACUUUUGGAUUCAGAAAUUGGAUGACAGAGCGCGAGAACUUGAUUCUCUAAUAACUUCCAUGACUGAAUAUUAUAAUGACCUCGAGCCAGUUAACGGUGCGACAUAUGAGGUGGGAGACAUGGUAUCCUCCCGAAUUUCACAUGAUGAUAAUUGGUACAGAGCUCGUGUCGUUAACAUUAUUGACGAUCAUUUUCUCGAUCUUCACUUCGUUGAUUUUGGUGAUAACGAGAUUGUUGAUGACAAUAAUGUUUUUGCACUCAGAUCAAAUCAUCUCGUCUUACCUUUCCAGUCAAUCGAAUGUUCUUUGUACAAUGUACUGCCUAAAGGAAAACAAUGGAGUGAUGAAGCGAUAGUCAAAUUUGAGGAGUUGGUCCAUGUAGCUAAAUGGAAACCAAUAGCAUUCGAAAUUGUGUAUGGAGGUUCCAAUUUUUACCCAUAUGAACAAUUUCAGCAUCGACAGCAGAGACCUCACGAUGUUUUAAACGUCCUUCUCUUUGAUACACUAGGAGAUAAAGAUGAUUGUGAUCGAGCUUCUCAUGUUACCUGGGUAAAAAUGUUCAAAGUUUCGUAUUUAUUGCCAAAAAUUGUUAGAAGUGAGUAG
Helobdella robusta is the source of this 1377-nucleotide messenger RNA. RefSeq lists its product as hypothetical. Gene Ontology annotation, biological process: spermatogenesis. NCBI's taxonomy places the organism in Eukaryota, Metazoa, Annelida, Clitellata, Rhynchobdellida, Glossiphoniidae. Bases 1 to 1377 code for a protein of 458 amino acids. The transcript has 11 exons. The record is from RefSeq and is a predicted model, not a curated record.